AAAAAUCGUUCGGUCAGUCAGUCAAGCUCCAACCCGCCCCACCAAAUCAAGCCCACCGACUGCAUAACGUGGUUAAGUAAUCGACACGCGAACGCAGCACCGAAGGGGGGGGGGGGGGGGGGGGGCGCCCGAAGUAUAUCUCAUGUGUUCACCUGUUGUUGUGGGCUAUUGAGAAAACAAAGCCGCGCAAAAGCCGGCAUCAUGCCGUUUGGUCAGCAGGGAGUUUCGAAAAUCGAACCCACCCUUCACACGCAGAGGGAAAGAGAGGGAGAGAACACAAGCAAGCCAAUCCUAAGUGUGUCGUGAACGAUUCGCUUGUACCGCUUUAAAACGAGUGCUAAGUAUGCGCGGCCUCCUCCUGGCCCAAGCCGGUCUGGCUCGGUGCUUUUUCUAGACGUUGUGAGCGAAGGAGAAAGAAAGAGGCGUUGGAGAAGAAGAGAUAGAAAAAAAAGCGGCGGCUACUCAGAUCGGUGCCAUGGGUGACGCGCUGUGCCGCUUGCCAGGAGGUGGUAGGUGCGUUCUGUUCACUUUCAGUUUCAACCGUGCCGUCAGUCCGAUACGUUCGCUUUCAGUAAGCAAUUGAAGGAAAAGUCUACUACAUAUCCUUGUUUUACAGUGCGAAAUUAGCAGAACGAAACAUGAUUGUUCGAUCAGGUGCUGUUUUGUCGCUGCUUGGAGCGUUCCUGGCUGUUAGUGGAGCUCCCUACGGUGGUGGCCACGAUGAUGGCGAGUUUCGGGACAAAAAGUACGACGAACAGUUGAAACAGGUCUCCAAAGUGGGCAACACCUACGUGGCCGCACUGGAAAUUUACGACAACCCGCCCGAUCAGGACAAUGCCCGAAAGGAGGUGGACAACUUCCCUUCCAACAUCUACAGCAAGUACGACAAUCUGCAGCACAAAGUGAAGAGCUUUUUCGAUGCUGAGCCCAUCAUUGAUAACAUACGAGAAUCGGACAAGUAUGGCAACACGGGCGAUCAGUUUUACUUCAUCACGAAACCGUUGGUGGAAACGACCGCCAAGGUGAACAUGUUCAUCAACUCGGUGAUAGCGGCGCCAAAGAAGCUGCUCGGUGGCUUCAAGAAACAGGCCAACGAUAAGCUGAACGAUGUCGGUGCGGCAUUGGUUGGAUUGUAGUGCUUUAAAAAAAGAGGAGUGUUUUCUGGUCGAAGUGGACUGUUUUCUUGUGUAAGGAAAGGUUGUAUAUACAAGGUAGUCUUAAGAUGCUUAAAGAUAGUUUGUUAGUUUAGGUUUCUUUCACGUCCUUCCAUUACCGUGAUAUGCAAAUUGCCAUCGUUUAAUGUUGGGGUAGUUACAGCCCCAAGUCACUUGUUUUCAGCUAGAUUUGAAGCAUCCAAAACUAUGACAUAUGAAACUGUCCAAUAAAUGGUACCUUAAAGCUUACCUACUCUGGCCUUUCCAACAACCGAAGUUCACCAUAAACCAUAUAUGACCCGAAAACAAACCCCAGAAGCAUCGGAAAACUGCAUCUGACUCACAUCGUUCCACAAAUCGAGGCCACCAAAAAGAUGCACUACGCCCCUCUUCGCUCACUCCCACUCCCACAUUGCACAAAGCCGGCACAUGGUCAUCGUCGUGCAAAUCGCCACCACCAUCAUCAUCAUCAUCAUCAUGAACAGCCCCUGCCUGCACAGUGCGAUGAUGGAAAACCCAAACAACCAUCUGCAGCCAUCCCCGCCUCGCUACACAGUCGCGCAUAUUGUCGAUGCGCAUACAAAUUCGACCGUUGAGUGUGUUGCGUUCCAGCCGUUAGAUAAUCGGACACGCGAGCCCCUUAGUCCCCGCUACUGCCUUGGGCAUCUCUGCCGAACGCACUGCUGCUCUCCGCGGCUCAAUUUGCUCCGUUAGCUAAUAUUUGUAGGUCUGCCUGCUUGUCUUUUUUUUGGGUGUUGUUGUGUGAAGAUUUUGGAAGACCGAUCGGAGGAGGUGGAAAUUUUGGGCACACAAACAACAACAGCAACAAUGCGGUACGAGAUGAUGGACGAGCUCUCCAUCGGCUGCUUUAGUUGUCUCAGUUCGAUUGGGCAGACAAGAUCAGAGACAGAGUGUGUCUUAUUGGAGCGACAUCAGCUUAGUAAACGGCUAGUAGACAUUA
Messenger RNA from Anopheles merus, 2115 nucleotides. RefSeq lists its product as uncharacterized. The record is from RefSeq and is a predicted model, not a curated record. The coding region runs from base 639 to 1136 and encodes 165 amino acids. The transcript is spliced from 6 exons. Lineage: Eukaryota; Metazoa; Arthropoda; Insecta; Diptera; Culicidae.